Molecule: messenger RNA, 1851 nt
Organism: Synchytrium microbalum
Lineage: Eukaryota; Fungi; Chytridiomycota; Chytridiomycetes; Synchytriales; Synchytriaceae
Exons: 6
Coding region: 1-1851 (616 amino acids)
Cellular component (GO): membrane
Source: RefSeq, a predicted model, not a curated record
AUGGGCCCCCCUAAGUGGUGGCAGCUGUGUUUAUCGCUAAUAGCUGCCACUCUAUGUCAGAUAGCUGCUGGAUCCGCAAAUCUAUUCUCGCUAUAUGCUCCACAACUAUCUGAACGACUGGGCUAUUCCCAAACCGAAACGGCUACUGUUGCCGUAUCUAUGAAUCUGGGAAUGUAUCUAUCUGGUGUCGUGGUUGGGCAUUACGUGGACAAGUACAGAGAAAACCCUGCCCCAAUCUUUCUCAUGGCUGCAUUCCUGUUAUCUGCUGGUUAUGCUCUUAUGAGCGUUGUAUUUAGUGGUGCUUUGGAGGUCGACUUUCGUGGUGAACCCGUGUCAACACAUUUCGUGGCAUAUGCCGGAUAUGCUGCCAUUGUCGGAAUCGGAAGUUGUUUGUGCAAUCAGACCAGUAUAGCUGGCAACCUAAGAAACUUUCCACCAACAUGGAGAGGAUUAGCCGUAGGCAUACCUAUGGCGUUUUAUGGGCUAUCGGCCUUGGUAUUCUCCCAAGUCGCCAAGUAUGCCUUUUAUGAUGAAGCUGAUGGUCUUCAACCAGCUACAUUGGAUGUAUCUAGUUUCUUAAUGUUUAUUGGAUGCGUAUCUGGCAUCAUUUGUAUAUUUGCUGCUCUAGUAUUACAGGACUUUACUGGAACCGGUGGUGAUAUCAUCGCCAAGGAUGUAGACACUGCCUCUCCAUACCAUCAUACCCACCAUCAUCAUAGUAGUAGCGGACAUCAUACCCCACCUAGAGAUCUAGCAUGGACUGAACGGUCUCCCCUAAGAGGAACUUCCAUGAUACAACCCAUAACAACAACACUGCCGUCCUCGUCAUCAUCAGCAUUAGUGCAUAAUACAAGGAAUAGUAGGCCGACGUCAGCUCGUCCAGAGCUGUUUAGAGAAGGAUAUACACUACCGCCACCACCACAACAACAAUCAUUAUCUAAUGGCAACUCAUUACCCACUUCAUACCAAGGUGCUCUAGUGGUUGGUUCAUCAUCAGCGAAAUAUGGUGGCAGUAGUGGUGCUACUGGUAGCACGUAUGGUAGUAUAGAUGUUAGACCUAGAGGACCAGAACGAACAGCUACAAUCGUGGUCGAAGAAGAUUUAAGUAAUGAUGAAGACGUGUCGUGUUUUGUACAGUUGGACGCCUAUUUAUUGGCCUUUAUCAUGUUUUCGUUGGCUGGAGUGGGUCUCAUGCAUAUAAAUAAUGUUGGUGCAGUAAUUCUAGCAUUGGCACCACCACCAGCCAAACCAUCAUCACCCGCCGUCCAAGCAGCACAAUCUCUGCAUGUAUCAUUGAUAUCGGUCUUUGGCUUUAGUUCACAAGCAAUUGUCGGAGCAUUCGCAGAUGCAGCUCAUCGCAUGUUUAAGCUAAACCGUCUAAUAUGGAUGUUUCUCGCUGCACUCUUGUUGGCAGCUGGGUCCUUUUGGGCGGCUGCUUGGGUGGAUGAUCUACCGUCCUUGGUAUGGGUGACUGCUCUCAUUGGAGCUGGAAAUGGCGCUGCUUGGUCGGCUGCACCCAUGCUUGUUGGAGACUUUUUCGGGCAGAAGAGGUUUGCUACACACUUUGGUUGGAUGACACUCUCACCAGCUUUCGGAGGACAAGCACUAUCGCUAAUAUUCGGUGCUGUUUUCGAUGCAGCCAAAACCAAUCCAUCAAUGCCAGACUUGCGAGGAGACUUUGAAGAAUGUAGAGGAUUAGAUUGCUUUGUCCCAUCAUAUUGGAUUGCCACAGUCCUUUGCUGUCUAUCUCUGGGUCUCACUAUAAUCCUAUGGGUUCGUCGAGGCAAACGUAUAUCAGGACUUGGUGGACCAGUAUCGAGAGUCGGUGUUCUAAGGAGGGGCUUCGCCUGA